Molecule: messenger RNA, 1086 nt
Organism: Chilo suppressalis (striped riceborer)
Lineage: Eukaryota; Metazoa; Arthropoda; Insecta; Lepidoptera; Crambidae
Source: the annotation of a GenBank genome assembly
AAAAAGAAAAAACGUUAAAAAAAAGCAAAUGUGUAGUUGAUGGUGAAUUGAAUGUAUUUUUAUUAUUCGUCGACUAUUGAAUAAAUUACCCUCCGCAAUUUAUAUUCAAGAUCUUUAUCGGAUCUAGAAAUUUCUUUUACUUUCAAAAUUAUUUUGAAAUGUCGUUCUUCCUGAAACAGUUCAGCCGCAGGGUGCUUGCACCGGCUUUAACAGCAGUUAAACAAGCAAACUUUUCUACUUCAACUGCAGCAUUUGCGCCAAGAGUGCAGAAGCCCGCCCCCCAUUUUGAAGCAACAGCCGUUGUAAACGGAGAAUUCAACACAUUGAAGCUGUCUGAUUUUUCAGGGAAAUAUGUUGUGCUGCUAUUUUAUCCCCUUGAUUUUACCUUUGUCUGUCCAACGGAGCUAAUAGCAUUCAGUGACCGUUCAAAAGAAUUUGAAAAUAUCGGCUGUCAAGUGAUUGGUGUAUCCACAGACUCUGAAUUCAGUCAUCUAGCAUGGAUCAACACUCCAAGAAAGGAUGGAGGUCUAGGUAAAUUAGAAAUUCCACUGUUAGCCGAUUAUAAAAAACAAAUAUCUCAAGAUUAUGAAGUGCUCCUUGAUGAUGGAUUUGCUCUCAGAGGUAUGUUUGUCAUCGACAAAAAUGGCAUCUUGAGACAUAUGUCGGUCAAUGAUUUGCCAGUUGGCCGAUCCGUUGCUGAAGCCUUGAGGCUGGUCAAAGCUUUUAUGUUUGCUGAUAAACAUGGUGAAGUAUGCCCAGCCAAUUGGAACCCGGACACCAAUGCUGAUACAAUAAAACCAAAUCCCAAGGAGAGCAAGGAGUACUUCCAGAAGACAAAUUAAAGUGAGAACCAGCAAAUACUUCCUUACACUUCUACUAGAUGGAGUUAAUAUCGUUGUUGUGAUAAAUCGAAUAAAAGGACUCUUAUUUAAUAGCGAAGCAGCCGAAAGGAAUUGUGAACUCGAUCUAUGUGGAAAAGUUACGGUCACAGAAUUUAUAAAGGGACGGCAUUUAUUUUAAGUAUAAACACGUGUAUUAAUUUAUUGAGGAUUAUUGUCGCUUGUUUAUUUGCACGUAAUCACACAG